This is a messenger RNA of Owenia fusiformis, 1607 nucleotides long. Lineage: Eukaryota; Metazoa; Annelida; Polychaeta; Sabellida; Oweniidae. The record is from the annotation of a GenBank genome assembly.
AGCUGAUGAAUUCCGAAGUAUGUUUUCCAAAUAUGGUCCUGUGAGUGAUGUGUACAUCCCUAUGGACUACUACACAAGGAGGCAGCGUGGGUUUGCAUACGUACAAUUUGAUGACCCUCGAGAUGCAGAGGAUGCUAUGUACAACCUGGACAGAACACGCUUCUACGGAAGGGAACUUGAGAUCGAGUUUGCCAGGGGUGAUAGAAAAAGUCCAGGUCAAAUGAGGACCAAAGAGAGGGGAUCGCCUGUGAGGGAUAGAUACAGACGCGGUUAUAGAAGAUCUCGCAGCAGAAGCCCAAGGUACAGGUCGUAUUCCAGAAGUCCGGUGCGAUCAUCCAGGCGCCGUUCAAGAUCCAGGUCUCAUAGCAGGUCAAGGUCACGCAGCAGGUCACAUGACCGUGAUAGACGCUCAAAGAGAUCCUACAGCAAAUCUGCGUCUCGCAGUCCGAGCCGGGAACGUAAGAGUGAGGACCGCCACAGAUCCAAAGAGAGGGAAAGGUCAUCUAGACGCUCUCGCACACGGAGUCGCUCAUAAAAUUAAGUUACGUACUUGAAAGAUAAAACAGUGAUGAGACAGUGAUGUAGAUAUUGGAUCUGAACAAGAUUUAAGUGGAAAGUACCACAGCUUUUAACAAGAAUAGAAUCUGGCACUUCAGAUUCAAUAUUUUAUUUUAGAACGAUUUUAAUUUCUGAAUGGAAGAAACCGGACUCGAGUAUGACAAACUUAAAGGGAUUUGUUCUGGAGAAUUCAAUAGGAUGGACUUGUACAGUGUGAAAAUGGUAAUUGAUCAAGAAAAUCCAAACAUGAGGUGUAAAAUAGAAAUAAAAAUAAGUAAUUUGGAUUUUGUGUAUACAGUCUAACACAUAGUGCAACUCAAGGUACCGUCCAUUCAUUUCAAUGGAAUAUGGGUCGUUUUUCCUGUGACUAUAUGUGCUAGACUGUAUAAGGAGUUUCAUGUUGCUAUACUUAGUAUUUUAGACAGGCUUGAAUAUGAUAUUACAAUGGCAGUAGAUCAAAUUAUUCCAUAUUUUUAUAUUUCAUUUGUGUGUAAAUCAUCAUUCAAAUUGUCAUUUUGAUUUCUUUGAACCUAAUAUAUGGGUGAAUAUGACAUCACACAAUUGUUGCUUUAGACUUUCUCACUUGAAGUCUAUGUAACAAUAUUCAUUCAGUAUUUUAGAAUGACUUCUGAGUCUUGCAUUAAACCUCUGAUUUGCCUCACCCUACCUCAUCCUCUUACAACAGACCUGAUAGGGAGGGGGGAGGGGGGGGUAGAGGUUUGAUGCAUAAUUCAGAAAGUUACCAUUGUAAUGUUUAUAGUGUUAUAGUUGUUGGCAAUUAUCUAUUACUGUAUUAGUUCAUGCAUUCAUUCUGUGUAUAAAGUUCAUGAUGUUGUAAAUAAAUAUAUAUGAAAACUUUGAUCAAAUGUAUUGCUUUUAUUAGAGAUGGUAGUCCUAUUAUGGGCUGGAUGUAUGUAGAAGAGUGAGUCUUACUCCAGUUAGGUGGUUUACCUGGAGACCUUAAAAUUACUUAAGAAAUAAAGAUAUCAGAAAUAUAAAAGCAUGAGUACUAACCCAUACACAUAAUGCACGAAGUACAUUAUCAGAAU